Glycine soja is the source of this 2723-nucleotide messenger RNA. RefSeq names its product cullin-4-like. Gene Ontology annotation, biological process: ubiquitin-dependent protein catabolic process; protein ubiquitination. Gene Ontology annotation, molecular function: ubiquitin protein ligase binding. Lineage: Eukaryota; Viridiplantae; Streptophyta; Magnoliopsida; Fabales; Fabaceae. Bases 139 to 2448 code for a protein of 769 amino acids. The transcript has 17 exons. The record is from RefSeq and is a predicted model, not a curated record. Gene Ontology annotation, cellular component: cullin-RING ubiquitin ligase complex.
AUUUUAAAAAGAGAAGUGUGUGAGUCCGAUUUUGUAAUCUCACACCCUUUACUCUGACCUUGUUCUGAUCUGUGUGCGGGUGCUCUUCUUGUGUUCUGCUUCACUCACUCACCACUCAAUGUGUUGUUGUUGUUGUUGAUGUCUAAUACGAAACUGUCCCCGCCUAUGAAGAAGGCGAAAUCCAUCGACUCCAAGAACGCCGCCGCCUCCGCCUCCGAUGACCCCAAUGCGCCUGCUCUCAUCGCCGCCAAUUUGUCCCGCAAGAAAGCCACUCCUCCCCAUCCCCCCAAGAAGUUCCUCAUUAGGUUCCACAAAGGUGUACCAACAUUGCCCCCAAAUUUUGAGGAGGAAACAUGGGCAAAAUUGAAGUCAGCUAUUGGUGCUAUAUUUAUGAAGCAACCUGUUUCCUGUGACUUGGAGAAUCUUUAUCAGGCUGUGAAUGAUCUUUGCCUUUACAAAAUGGGGGGAAAUCUUUAUCAACGAAUUACAAAGGAGUGUGAAGAGCAUAUAUCUGUGGCACUGCAGUCUUUAGUUGGCCAAAGCCCAGAUUUGAUUGUUUUUCUAUCCCUAGUUGAGAGGUGUUGGCAGGAUCUUUGUGACCAACUGUUGAUGAUUCGUGGUAUAGCCUUGUUUCUGGAUAGGACCUAUGUGAAACAAACAACAAAUGUACGGUCAUUAUGGGACAUGGGUUUGCAACUUUUCAGCAAACAUCUUUCUCUAUCUUCAGAAGUAGAACAUAAAACUGUUACUGGUCUUCUCCGUAUGAUCGAAAGUGAAAGAUCAGGCGAAUCAGUGGAUAGAACUCUUCUAAAUCAUCUUUUGAAGAUGUUUACUGCUCUGGGAAUUUAUGUAGAAACCUUUGAGAAGCCAUUCCUUGAGUGCACAUCCGAAUUUUAUGCUGCGGAAGUUAUGAAAUACAUGCAGCAAUCAGAUGCUCCAGAUUACUUGAAGCAUGUUGAGACAAGAUUGCAAGAGGAACAUGAAAGAUGUUUGUUGUACUUGGAUGCAAGUACUAGGAAACCAUUGAUAGGGAUUGCAGAAAAGCAGCUUCUUGAACGUCAUAUACCUGCCAUUCUUGAUAAGGGUUUUAUUAUGCUUAUGGAUGGGAAUCGUAUUGAAGACCUUCAGAGAAUGCACUCACUCUUUUCAAGGGUCAAUGCCCUUGAAUCACUGAAGCAGGCCCUUAGUUCAUACAUUAGGAGAACUGGGCAGGGCAUUGUUAUGGAUGAGGAGAAAGAUAAAGAUAUGGUCUCAUCCCUUCUUGAAUUUAAGGCUUCUCUUGACACAAUAUGGGAAGAAAGCUUUUUCAAGAAUGAAUCUUUCAGCAAUUCAAUUAAAGAUGCAUUUGAAUAUCUUAUCAAUCUUCGUCAGAACCGACCUGCAGAGUUGAUUGCCAAGUUUUUGGAUGAGAAACUUCGUGCAGGUAAUAAGGGUACUUCUGAAGAGGAACUAGAGGCUACACUUGAUAAAGUCCUGGUGUUAUUCAGGUUCAUUCAGGGCAAGGAUGUAUUUGAAGCAUUCUAUAAGAAAGAUCUUGCUAAAAGACUGCUUUUAGGAAAGAGUGCUUCUAUUGACGGUGAGAAAUCUAUGAUCUCCAAGUUGAAGACUGAGUGUGGCAGCCAGUUCACAAACAAACUGGAAGGAAUGUUUAAGGACAUUGAAUUAUCAAAAGAAAUAAAUGAGUCAUUCAAACAGUCAUCACAGGCGAGGUCAAAACUUGCAUCAGGGAUUGAAAUGAGUGUUCAUGUUUUAACCACAGGGUAUUGGCCAACAUAUCCCCCCAUUGAUGUUAGACUUCCUCAUGAAUUGAAUGUUUACCAGGAUAUUUUCAAAGAGUUCUAUCUAAGCAAAUACAGUGGAAGACAUCUGAUGUGGCAAAAUUCACUAGGUCACUGUGUCUUGAAGGCAGAGUUUCCCAAAGGAAGAAAGGAGUUGGCUGUGUCCCUAUUUCAGACUGUUGUUCUAAUGUUAUUCAAUGAUGCUGAGAAGUUAAGUCUUCAAGAUAUCAAAGAUGCUACUGGUAUUGAGGACAAGGAACUGAGACGGAUUCUGCAAUCACUAGCUUGUGGUAAAGUUCGUGUCCUACAAAAGAUGCCCAAAGGAAGAGAUGUGGAGGACGAUGACUCAUUUGUUUUUAAUGAUGGGUUUACAGCUCCUCUUUACCGUAUAAAGGUGAAUGCAAUUCAAUUGAAGGAGACAGUCGAGGAGAACACAAGCACCACCGAAAGAGUUUUCCAAGACCGUCAGUAUCAGAUUGAUGCUGCUCUUGUGAGGAUAAUGAAGACUAGAAAAGUGCUUAGUCACACCCUUCUUAUUACUGAACUCUUCCAACAGCUGAAAUUCCCAAUAAAACCAGCUGAUUUGAAAAAAAGGAUUGAAAGCCUCAUUGACAGGGAGUAUCUAGAGAGGGACAAGAGCAAUCCUCAAAUAUACAAUUACCUCGCAUAGCAUAUUCUGCGUUAUUUUACAAUUAAAUUUUCUUUUGUAAAUGACAUGGGAGAGAGGGUUUGAUGUUCAAUCCCUUGUUAUAUGUACAGUAAGCAAGAAGGGUUUCUUUUUAAUCUUUUCCACCCUUUCAUUGAUGGCAACUGUACUGUAAUUAUAAAAGCAUGUUUAUUCUCUUUUAAGUUUUACUAUUUUCUUCAAAUUAAAAGUCACUGACCCAAACCCAUACACAAACAUUUGGAUCAAAUUUAAUGAUAAAUAUUAUAAGUUAUUAGUCA